UCGGCUUUCGUUGCCAUGGGUUGGGUGGAUGGCAGCGGUACUGUUUUAGCGUCGCCAGCGACGCGGUCUUUAUUGUUCCACUUCGCCGGUUUUUACGCCCCAGUUUAUUAUUAUACCACCUGCGCCUGGUUUCUUCCGCCGUCGUUCCCUAUUCAUCGUCCUCGUCCGCUCCGCAGGGGGAGCGGCGUACACAUCGCCGCUUCUUCCUUGUCGUUCGCUGGAUUUCCUUCCAUAAUCGGCUGCUAAGCUCACGCGGCGGUUUCUCGUGGCGCGCGCCCGGCGGCCGUCCGCCGGGUGCUUGUUGCGGUGGGCGCCCCUUUGGGCAUUGCUGCCGCGGCCUACUCUGUUCUUCCCCGUUAUGGCUGUGUUCAGUCUGUGGAAACCCACGUGUUUGGAUUCGGUUCUUCGUUCGUUGGUUUUUGGGGGUUCUUUCCCAUCGUUGGUUUCUGACUGUUAUUUGUGUUUUUUCUUUUGGUUAUCCGUCUGGGUUUCAUAUUUUAGUAUCGUCGCCUGUUUACAAAUUGGUUUUAAUCUGGACCGAAGCAUAUUUCUUACGUCUCUGUACUGUCUUGUUCAGUUUCCGCAUCGGUGUCUGAUCCCACCUUUGCGCCAGACUAUUCAACCUUACACCGCGCAGGAGAUUGUAUGUAUUCUCCCGCGGCUAUUAUAUUAUGUAUUUUUCCUUCCUAUGUUUUUUGUGCCAAUAUUGACCAUGUCCUCACCAACUGUCGACCUCAGCGUUGCUGAAUAUAGAUACCACUGUCCCAGUUGCUGCAACACUGUCACGUGUACGAAACAGAUGCAGGCCACCUACCUAGGAAAAUUGGAGAAAGGUCGUCCUAAAGGCUUUGUUUGUGUUCGUAUCAUCAGAAAAUGGACAGUGAAAGAGAACAUGGGUCAAAGAGUGCCACUGUAUGUUGGCUUAGUCCUAGCAGAUGCAAGGGGGGAUGCUAUGUAUGCUGAGAUUCCACAGGAAAUUAUCCACACAUUGGAUCCUCUUCUAGAAGUAGACAACACCUAUGUGAUUAGCAAAUUCAGAGUAAAUCCUGCAAAAGCAUGUUACAAGCCUUUCAGUGGUCAUCUAAUGAUUGAAUUCACAGAAUUUACAUCCAUCAAGUUAUCUGAGAACGUGCCACCAACAUUUCCAAAAUAUAUCUAUGCUCUCACUUCUUUUGACAAGAUUGUACCUGCACAAGGACCAGUUCCUAUCUUAACAGAUAUCCUAGGUUAUAUUACAAAGUACACCUCCGCAACUUCUGUGACCCCAAAAGGAAAAGAAAGAACAAGUAUCCUCAGAGAAAUCUUCGUUAAAGAUAUGAGUGACAAUGAGCUCAAAAUAACACUCUGGGGUGAUCAUGCCAUAAACUUUACCAUCGACCAUCUCAACAAUCAAGAAAACCCCAAAGCAGUUAUUGCUCUUUUUGUUGGUUUCAUACCAAGAAAAUGGCACUCACAUUAUGCUGAGCAUAAACCUUACCUUAGUGGAAGCAGCGGUUCAAAUUACUAUUUAAACCCAGACAUCCAAGAGGCUUUGCCAUUUUACAAAAGAUUCAAGGACGAACCCAUGUACAUAGAGCGACCUCCUCCAUCUGAAGACAACAUUUCUGCGCAACCACAGGACACUCCGCUAGCAGAAAAAACAGUUGCCGAAUUAAAUGCCAUAGAUCCAUAUGAAUUCCCGGAUGAGGGGUACAAAUGCACGGUGACAGUGACACAUAUUCCAGACAAUAUUAGCUGGUGGUAUAUGUCCUGCAAACCAUGCAAGAAAAAGAUGGAUCCACAAGCUGCUGGUGGAUAUAGGUGCCCAAAAUGUUAUGGAACAAAUGCUUUGCCUAGGUAUCUGUUAAACUUCUUUGCCGAGGAUGAAACAGCCGAAGCCAGUUUUUUUGCAUAUGAUGACGUGGCCAAAUUAAUGGUUCUCAAAGACUGCGACCUAAUCUUGAACCCCUUGAAAGUAGCAUCUGGACUAUCACUGCCACUGCAAUCCAUUAUUUCAAAAAAAUUCACCUUCUCCAUUAACCUUACUGAAGACUCAUUCAGCACCAGAUCCAAGAGACAAUAUCUGGUAAAACAUAUUCUGGAACGAUCAGAUAGGCGACAAUCUGCAUUGUACCUUACUGGAUCUGGAAGCAACACACAGCCUGCUCUAACUAUAUCUACCACAUCUGCACGACCACAGACUUCGAUUCAGAUACCGGACACUCCACAGAUUAACCAAGAGGUCCUUCAGAUUGCUGGCACCAGUGAAUCCACACCUGCUCCAAUCAUUGAUUCAGAGAAAACACCUACUAAAGAUCAUAAGAAUGAAUCAUCGGUGCCCGUGACAACUGCCCGUAAAAGAUUAUUUGAAGAAGAAAAUGUUAUUGACAAAGAAAGUACAGGUGCUCAGGAUCUAGAUGCACAGACUGCGGGUGGAGACAAUCUCAUGGAUCUAACUGAUCCACCACCACCAGCAAAAACAAAAAGGCCCAAAUAUAAGGCUCCCAAGUAACGAACCCGCUCUCAUCCAACGUACAUGGACAAAUCAGAAAAUAAAUCUUCAAAGACGAUGGGCAACAACCUUUUGUGCAAGAUGGUACUUACACCCCUUAGAAGCAUGUUGCUUUUUAUCUGCAAGACAAGAUUGUAUCUAUCAGCAGCUAAUGCCAACAGGCAACUUUAUUUUGCUACAUAGUAUGUUCGUUAUGUAAUAAUGCUUUAGGAUACUGUUAUCUGAACAAAGACUGAGAUUAUGUACCUUUUUAUGUAUCCGUAAUACUGAUAUGGUUACCUAUUUGUGCAUCUA
This is a messenger RNA of Sorghum bicolor (sorghum), 2785 nucleotides long. Its product is annotated as replication factor A protein 1. NCBI's taxonomy places the organism in Eukaryota, Viridiplantae, Streptophyta, Magnoliopsida, Poales, Poaceae. Gene Ontology annotation, cellular component: nucleus. The record is from RefSeq and is a predicted model, not a curated record. The transcript is spliced from 17 exons. The coding region runs from base 359 to 2491 and encodes 710 amino acids. Gene Ontology annotation, molecular function: DNA binding. Gene Ontology annotation, biological process: DNA repair; DNA replication; DNA recombination.